CGUCAAGCCGCUGGAUUCGGUUGUUAUUUUACCACAGUGAUAGACGCGUUUAGGAGUAGGGGAGGCUACUUUUAGAACUUUAAUGAAUAAUUCUUAAUUGAAAUGAGCGAAACGAUGGAAAAAGAGUCGAUGUUAGAAAAGAUUGUCGGUAGUGAAGUUAUUGGCUUGUUAAAGUGCAACAUAUGUUGGGAUAUUUUUACAGAUCCGACCAUUCUACCCUGUGGACACACAUUCUGCAUGGGAUGUUUGAAUGAGAUAGGUCGACAUCGGUUGAAAAAUACCAAAGUGGCAGUUACCUGUGACAUCACAAUCUUCUGUCCAAACUGUCGUCAUGGCGUUCUUCUCGAUGACGUCAACAACCUAAAGAAUGGUGUUCGAUUAAACUACGCUUUGAGUUCUAUUAAGGAAACACUGACAAAUUUUCAGUCUGUGCCGAAAGUUGACGCCGCAACCAACACCGAUACCGAGGCAGUGUUGGACGAAAAGCUGAAAAACAUCGAACAAAAUAUGAAUACGGCCUUUUACGAACUAAAGAAAAGGGGCAACGUUAUAAACAGCGCUUAUGCACAAAUAGCAAAAAUCAGAGAAUGCCAAAAUUUAAAGCCCGGGGUCUUUCAAGAAAACAACGAGUUAAACAAUUGCACUUUGAAGACUAAACGCACAAAUGAUCAAGUAUUUGAUGUCUUGAAAAGCAAACUGAAUGUCAAUCAACCCGAAUUUGUUCCACGUAGCUAUUCCCGUCCUAAACAAAGCGGUUACCAUCAAGGGAGAAGGAAUCAGUAUUAUGAGCGACGGUCAUGGAAUUCUACUUCCGGUUUGAUUCCACAAUAUCAUAGAGUUCACCCCGCAUUUGACCCUGCCAUUGUUUCCGUCUAUGGUCCUGCGCAGUAAAACAACCAAAAACAUUACUUUUGAUAUCAAUGUUUUUAUUUUUAGAAAGCGUUGACCUAUUUAUUUUGUAUAUGAGAACAUUGACGACGCCAUUUUGUAUUUUUAUACCUGGCUUUUUCCAGAAACUUUUACAUCAUACUUAUAUGCUCUUACUGCAUGUAGUUUAGAAAUUUUUUAAAAAAAUUCAAUAAAGGCAAAACAUUUUUAAGCCCUAUUUAAAUUUAA
Molecule: messenger RNA, 1116 nt
Organism: Saccostrea cuccullata (small rock oyster)
Lineage: Eukaryota; Metazoa; Mollusca; Bivalvia; Ostreida; Ostreidae
Exons: 3
Coding region: 103-891 (262 amino acids)
Source: RefSeq, a predicted model, not a curated record